Hippocampus comes (tiger tail seahorse) is the source of this 2471-nucleotide messenger RNA. It is a transcript of the gene stk40, whose product is annotated as serine/threonine kinase 40. The record is from RefSeq and is a predicted model, not a curated record. The transcript has 11 exons. Gene Ontology annotation, molecular function: protein kinase activity; ATP binding. Bases 42 to 1364 code for a protein of 440 amino acids. NCBI's taxonomy places the organism in Eukaryota, Metazoa, Chordata, Actinopteri, Syngnathiformes, Syngnathidae. Gene Ontology annotation, biological process: protein phosphorylation.
UUUUUUUCUUCGGCGGUUUCGGCUCGAGAGCUCCAUCCAGUAUGUCCAAGCGACGUGCGUCGGAGAGAGCGGCCGGAGAGACGUCGGGCAGGGCCGGCAAGCUGCAGUGUCCAGUGUACGCCGGCAUAUCUGGCGGCAACGCCAAGCGAGCUGGGCCCUUUGUCCUGGGGCCUCGUCUCGGCAACUCGCCAGUGCCCAGCAUCGUGCAGUGUCUGGCCAGGAAAGACGGCAGCGACGAUUUCUACCAGCUCAAAAUCCUGACGCUGGAGGAGGAGCGCGCCGACUCUGCCGGCGAGACGCAAGAGGAGAGGCAGGGCAAGAUGCUGCUGCACACCGAGUAUUCCCUCCUGUCUCUGCUGCACAACCAGGACGGCGUGGUCCACCAUCACGGCCUCUUCCAGGACCGGGCCUACGAAAUCGCCGAGGACCCCGAGGCCAACAAGUCGCGCAAGACGAAGAAGCGGAUCUGCCUGGUGCUGGACUGCCUGUGCGCGCACGACUUCGGCGACAAGACGGCCGACCUCAUCAACCUGCAGCACUACGUCAUCAAGGAGAAGAGGCUGGGCGAGCGCGAGGCCAUCGUCAUCUUCUACGACGUGGUGCGCGUGGUGGAGGCCCUGCAUAAGAAGAACAUCGUGCACCGAGACCUCAAGCUGGGAAACAUGGUGCUGAACAAACGGACGCACAGAAUCACCAUCACCAACUUCUGCUUAGGGAAACACCUGGUGAGUGAAGACGACCUGCUCAAAGACCAGAGAGGAAGCCCCGCCUACAUCAGCCCGGACGUGCUCAGCGGUCGCCCGUACCGCGGCAAGCCCAGCGACAUGUGGGCUCUCGGCGUGGUGCUGUUCACCAUGCUCUACGGCCAGUUCCCCUUCUACGACAGCAUACCUCAAGAGCUCUUCCGCAAAAUCAAGGCCGCCGAGUACUCGGUCCCAGAAGACGGCCGCGUAUCCGACAGCACGGUGUGUCUGAUCCGAAAACUGCUGGUGCUCGACCCUCAGCAGAGGCUGACCGCCGGCGAGGUGCUGCAGUCGCUCGGUGACAUCAUCGCCUCGUGGCAGUCCGUUUCGUCGCUGAGCGGCCCGCUUCAGGUGGUUCCGGACAUUGACGAUCAGGUCAACCACCACCCGGAGCAUCUGCAAGAGGCCAAAGUGACGGAGGAGUCGUCGCAGUACGAGUUUGAGAACUACAUGCGUCAGCAGCUGCUGCUGGCCGAGGAGAAGAACACCUUCCACGAGGCCAAGAGCUUCCUCAAGCGCCACUUCAACAGCCUGCCGCCGGUGCGGCGGCUGGGCCACGACGCCCAGCCCGUCAGCCCGCUGGACGCCGCCAUCCUGGCGCAGCGCUUCCUACGCAAGUAGAGCCCCCUCGUCUGCGCUCUCGCCGCGUAUUCCGGAGCGGCCGAGCCGUACGGGACCGCCGUCGUGUAGCAGCACCUCCGCCUUCCCCGCCAUGCCUCCUUUCCUUCUCUACUGUCAUCCCCCUUUUUGGAAAACCUUCAAGUCAAUCUACCUCUCCGUCUCUUCCUCCGUGUUGGUAAACCACGCUCACUGUUCUACCAAGCCACCGGCGACGUUCGUGUUUUCCCCCCGUCACGCCACGGGGAAAGAAACGACAAACCCUUCUCGAGUUUUGGACGGAAUAAGCUUUUUUUUUUUUUUUUUUGUCUUUCGUUUUUUUUUUUUUUUUUUUAGCAUUAUGACCUUGGAGUAGCAUUUGUAAUAUCCUAUUGAAGACGGACAUUAUGGGAGCACACGUUAGUACUGGUCGUCUCUUUCCCUAGCAUCAGGCAGCUUAGCGUGCGGAAAGCCUGGAAGUCGCCGCCACGCCAAGACCCCCCGAUGUUGGACGCUGCCUCGUUGUCCUCCUUGGUGUCACGGCCCAAAAAAAUCGCGAGGGGGGGCGGUGGGGGGCGCCACGGAACCGGUACCCGGCGCCUCAUUGGGAUUUGUAAUGGCUUCCAGGUAGUCUGACGAAGACCAGAUGAAAAGUGUGCUUUUGUUUUCCGGUAUGAAUGUGAACGACACUUUGACAUGUUUGCAUAGCCAAGUUGCGCAACGCAACGCGCGCGCGUCUCAAGCCAGGGCCCGCCGAGCCGGCGGCCAUCUUUAAGCUAUCCUCCAGUCUCUCGACGCUUUUCCACAGCGCGGUACCAGCUCCGGCUCUGCGAAAACCCUCCGAAUCCAUGCGGCGUUCAAUGCAAAUUUAAUCCCAAGGCGGGUGGCAAAACGGGGGCGCUGCUUCCGAGGGGAGACUGUGGAGUACACGGUUAGCAUUGGCUCAGUUUCUCUUUGGGGUGGUGUGGGGGGGGGGGGAUUUUUAAUUCCAAUGGGUCACCUCCAGUCACCUCCAAGAGGGCAGCAUUUAAAAAAAAAAAAAAAACAGCUGAGGGCUCCGGCCAAGUGGAGACUAUGGGCAGCGCGCAACCACGCCUUCCACAAGCUAGCAUGUUCAUUUUCUGGCAUUUC